UGUUGUGUGUGAGAGAAAGAGAAAGAGAGAGAGAGAGAAGCAGCAUUACUGAGGCUGUCUGAAUCUGUUCACAAUGACGUGGGAUAAUGCAGGGAGGCAGCCCCCCUCGAACGAUGGUUAGGACCUGGUCGGCUAAACCAGCAGCUCAGCAUCAUCUGUACGAGGACUCCAGCUGAAUGGGCCUGCACCACUUGGGACAGGUGAUGGGGCAGGUGCUGGGGUUUGGACACUGCAAAGAAUCUGCCUCGACUGUCUCCACCACUCCAGAUUCCACCCCGUCCUCUACUGAAGUGGAAUAUUCAGGGGUUUUCCCUGCUUUCCGGCCUGCCCAGGUGCCAGUGAGGACUUCUUGGAACCCCAAACCGCACAGGAGCAUUCCGAUGAUGAUCUGCCGACAGACAGCUCCCUAUACUGGGGGACACCCCGACAGAUGUCCCUGGAGUCCAUGCUGUCCUGCGGAACUCCUCUGGGCCAGCAGCCAUCCUGCUUUCCGGGGGGGUUCCCAAGCAGUGGUUCCCCAGAGCUGCCAGCGAGAGGUUUGGAAGAGGUCACCCAUGGCCCGGGAAGGAAGAGACCCUCAAAAUGUGACACAGCCCAGACAACAAAAGAGAAAUGUUCUGUGCCGAGGGGGGUGGUACGCACUGAGACAAUUGAGACCUUUCUAGCGGAGGAAGAGGAUGAGCUGGAGGCCUAUCACGUUCACGCUGAAGUGGCUGGCGGACAUUGGCACAGCAUGGAGCAGGAGAUAGUGCCAGAGCCCAGGGACAGCACUGACGGGCAUCCCUUGCAAUUUAGCUCAGAGAUCUCUGUUUUGGAAAGCAUCCCAAUCCAUCAGGAUCCUGAGGAGGACAUGGCAUCAGAAUUGAGACUUGAACUGGAGCCUGAGGAAGAGGGGCAAUUGCAGGGCAGCCCAGAGCUUGGGAUCCUCCCGAUGGAACAAUCCAGAAGCCAAAAGGAUGCAGAGGUAUUUGAAGCACGUGCCAUGGAGGUGGAGACGGAUAGCGGAAGGUGGGCAGAGGACCUUUAUUCUGACCAGACCGAGCUCGCUCAGCAACAGGAGGCACCACUGAGCAGCAAACCUGGUGUGGGGACAGUGACUGAAGAAGAGGGCACAUCUUCAGCCUCCUCCCUACAGCCUGUCACAGAAGCCGAGAAUAUGGUGGUUGAGCUGGAAGUGAUCGGAGCAGCAGGAGUUGAGAUAGCGACAGAAACAAUAAAGGUGAAGAGCUUGAUGGACGUGGUUGAAACAGUUGGCUCAAGAGAUGGGCUGGAGCCUGUGGAAGUGGUGGGCACCGUAGAAGCUCUGUUACCAGGAGCAUGUGACUGCAGCGUUUACACAGAUGAUACCAUUGCCUGCCAACACUCACUCACCCCAGUCACAGUGCCAAGUGUGAAUGAAACUCAGGAAGUGACCGAUGAGGAGAUGCGGGCAGACAAUUGGCAGUCACCAUGGCAACCCAGUGCCUUCGAACAAUCAGAUCAUCCCAAAUCAAAAGGUUUGGAGGCAGUAGACCAAUCAGUGACUGACCUUCUGUACUGGGAGGAUGUUAAGAAGACGGGCACCAUGUUCGGUGCCAUUAUCCUCAUCUUGUUCUCCCUCACCCAGUUCAGUGGUAUCAGCGUGCUGGCAUACCUGACACUGUCUGUCCUCUCAGUCACCAUCAGCCUCCGACUUUACACGUCUGCUCUUCAUCUGAUCUACAAAACCCAGGAGGUCCACCCAUUCCAGGUCUAUCUCGAUUUGGACAUCGCUCUGUCCCAGGAACAGAUGCGGAAAUACUUGGAAGUGACAGUGCUUUAUGUGACCAGCGCCAUUUCAAACCUUCGCCGGUUGUUCCUGGUCGGAGACCUGCUGGAUUCACUGAAGUUCGGAGUGCUGCUGUGGUUGAUGACAUAUGUUGGAGCCAUAUUUAACGGCCUGACCCUCACUAUUCUGGCAACAGUUGCCGUCUUCAUUGUUCCUUUGGUGUAUCGGAAACACAAGGUUCACAUCAAUCAGUACCUGGGGCUGGUGAGAGGACAGAUCAAGGAAUUCACAGCAAAGAUCCAGGCCAAGCUCCCAGGAUCCAAACCCAAAGCUGAAUGAGAAAAUCAAGAGGCGAACCCACAGUCACUGAGCAAACUCCUGGACCCAACAAUGCAAUUAAUCUUUAUAAUCGACAGUCUUAACCGCCCACAAAUCAGAGCACAGGGACCGAACAUCUCUUUAAAAGGCUACAUAUGUCGCUUGGUCCAAGGGGCAGCCUUUCAGAUUAAGUUAUCUUUUAAUGCAGGACACAAUCCUACUCCACCCAGCUGGCCUCUUCACAACAGCGAUACCUCACAGGAGCCUGGAUGGAAUGUGAACAUGGCUUUAUUAGUUAACAAAUUCAGAAUUUAGCCUAAGGGGGCCUAUGGAUCUAGAGAACGGGAGGGAUGGUAAUGUAAGUAGGCCAGGCCUUGUGAGUGAAGGGAGUUAAGAGUUCAGAGAGGGAGUUAUACAUCGAAAAGCAGAGACAGGAGCUGUAGACAAAAAAAAGCAAAAGAACUAGGGUCUCUGCUGUUCAAUAUGAUUAUAGCUUAUUUUCUACCUCAGCUUCACUUUCCCACCCACUUCCCUCCUCCCUCUAUUUCUAUAAGAGGCCUUAUUUAUACUAGAUAUUGGAGCAUCCUUAAGCCUCUGAGGUACAGUGUUAGGUGACAUCUUUAGGUAGAGGGCGGUUAAAGUAUAGAAUUGUAGGAUGAGGGGAUCCGGCAGAAGGGGUUCAGGGUGUAGAGGUGAAAAUGCUCCCUCAGAGGCACUGAGUCACCACACAUGGAAUUAUCAUUUACAGCCGUGGUUUGAAAGGUUCAAGAUUUACACAAAACCUCUCAGUUUGAAAACUUCUGAUCCCUUUUAUUUCUUUGACAGAAUUUGGGUAUCCGACAAGGUCACCAUUUGUGACCUACCCCAGCUAUGAUGGUGACUGCUGCUGUGGGGGAUUUGGAGCCACAUGUAGGGCAGACCAGGUGAGGGUGGGCGGAUUUCCUCUGCUUAAAGGGACAUUAAUGAACUGGCUGGAUUUUCACAACCAUCAAAAGCUGCUCACUAGGACUCGCUUUCAGUUGGGAUUUCAACCCACACCCCCAAACCCUUCUACUGUGCUACUGGAUUGCUAGACCAGGGAUCAUCCCACUAUGCCGGCCUCUCUCCUUAAGAGCUUUAUGUUUCUGUAUGGAUAACCUUUGAGGGGGGCUUUGGCUGUGAGACCCUUCAUAUCUGAUGUCUUGCUGUCAUGGUCAAACUUGAGAAACAGCCACGUGAAUAAGUCCACCCAAUGCUCAUGGAAACACCAACCCUCAAAAUGUGACAACUGUGAGAGAUGAGACUGUGGGGCGAAAAAGCCUGUAUAUAUUUUUUUCAAUGGUGCUUGCUGCAUAUCAACUAAAGCAUCAAAAAUUAUGAUAUAUUCCAAAUGCUACAUCUGCAUGCAAUUCCCAUUAACUUUUCUUUCUACUAUUGUGAAGUUCAUGUCUCAAAGUCUCGGUAAACGAUGAGACACUGUGAUAGCAUCCUUCCCCCAGUGGUGGUCCCUGCAGGCCUGGUAGGAGGUUGGGAUUAUAACAGGGGAAAGGUCCCAGCUGUGGGUGGCAGCACAAGGCAAGUGACGGUGGGCAGACUAUCCAUCAUAUACCAUCAAACUACAAUCCAGCAAUUAGCCAGGAAUGUGAUAGGAGCCAGUUCAUGCCUGUCUCUUGUUGUGCUGCCAGCUAUUGUUAAAUAUCAUGCUCAGCAAUAUUCUUGAAAAAUACAGAGUUAGGAACUUAUAAUAGGAAUUUAACAGUUGGAAAUGAAUUUACAGAAGGAAAUAAAUUACACUCCACAAGCUCUGGUCCUGUAAACCCCACCUGUAUAUCUUAUGAGAACAUAAACUGACAUUGUGCAUAUACUUCUAAGUUAAACAGUGAUUUACAUCAGUAUUCUGCACUUUUUAAAAGUCAUUCACAGGCUGAGGGCAGCACUGACCAGGCCAGCAUUUAUUUCCCAUCCCUAAUUGACCAGAAGGCAGUUAAAAGUCAACCACAAUUAUGUGGGUCUGGGGUCACACGUUGGCCAGACCAGAUAAGUCAUGAUGUGGAAGUGCCAGUGUUGGACCGGGGUGGACAAGGAAAUCACACAACACCAGGUUACAGCCCAACAGGUUUAUUUGAAAACACCUGACGAAGGGAUAUGCUCCGAAAACUUGUGUUUUCAAAUAAACCUGUUGGACUGUAACCUGGUGUCAUGUGAUUUAGAUCCUAGACCAGGUAAGGAUGGCAGUUUCCUCCCCUAAAGGACAAAAGAGACCCACAAGUUUUUUUCCUGACAAUCAAUUCACAGUCAUCUUUGACCUCCUAAUUUCAGAUUUUUAUUAAAUUCACAUUCCACCAUCUGCUGUGGCAGGAUUUAUACCCAGGUCCCCAGGCCAUUUCCUGGGUUUCUGGAUUACAACAGAUCAGCGAUAACACCACCAGACAGUCCAUCAUCUCCCCUGAUUGCUGCUUCCAGUGUAGUCAGCCCUCCUGUGGGGAGACCAAACAAAAAUGAGGUGACCAUUCAGCAGAACACUUUGGUUCGGUCAGCAAACAUGACCAAGUAUCCAGACUCUUGUCAUUGGAACACUCACUUUGUUCUCACCUCGACCUCGGCUUGCUGGAGUGUCUCAGUGAAGUUCAAUGCAAAUUCAUGAAACAGCAUCUAAUUUUUCAGUUGUUUACUUCAGAGCCUUCUGAACUCAACAAUGAGAUUAUUAAUAUCUGGCCAUAAUCUCCUCAUCGCCAUUCUGUCUCCUUUUCUUUGUGUGAACUGGUUUUGCUUGUUUUUUAGCUUUCAAAGGAUGCCUGAUCUAGCCACUUCUUUUGUUUACUUUAUUUCCACCCUCAGGUCUGCAAUGACUGAUUUUUCUGACAUUUAAUCUCUCCUGUCUUUCAUUUAUUCACAGACCAUUCUCUUACAGCUAGCCUGUUCUUGAACUAUCAAAUCUCGAAUACUUUAUUAUACUGACAAAACAUUAACUGUCUUUUCUGCUUAAGUAUUUCCAUUAUUUUCUGUCUUUUUUACCAAUUCCCAGCAGCAUUUUGCUCUUUCAACAUAAUCAAAAAGUUAAAACAUUCAAAAGACACUUAGAUAACUACAUGAAUGAGAAAUGUUUGAAAGGAUAUGCGCCAAACACAGGGAGAUGGGACUACCUGAGUUUGGGAUUAUGGUCAGCAUGGAAUGGAAUAGAAUGGCCUGUUCCCAUGCUUUUUGACUCUAUUAUUGACAAGUUAAAAAGUACUGCUGUGAGGACUUUUGGCUUGUGUCCAGAUCAGAAUAUAACAUAAAGAAAUUUGAUCCUUCGCAACACACAAGGCUGAUGAAAGAAUUUUAUGUUACUUGUGCAUCACAAUGGAAGGCAGUGAUGCAGUGGUAAUGUUGCUGGUCCAGUAACUCUGACGCCCAGGUAAAUGCAGUGGAGACAUGGGUUCCAAUCUAACCAUUGAGUGGGUGGAAUUUAAAUCUGAAUCAUAAAUCAGAAAUUAAAAUUGUAGCCAUAGUGACUGUGAAACUAUUGUCAAUUUAUUGUAAAGCUAUCUAAUGCUCCUAAAGGGAAAUCUGCAGUCCGUAUCUGGUCUGGCUUACAUGUGACUCCAGUCACCACAGCAAUUUGGUUGGCUCUUAACUGCCCUCUGAAAUGCCCAAAUAAGACAUUCAAUGCAAAGGCACUUGGGAACGGGUAAUAAAUGCUGGAUUUGCCAGUGUGAAAGAAUAAAGGGGAGCAAAAUGAUCUCCUUUGAGAUUUCUCUGGAUUACUCCAGUGGUCACAAUUAAAUGUUUUCCAAAAGCUUGUAAGCCCAGUGAAUGCUGACACCAGCACAACAGACUGACACAUGCACUAAAUCUCAACUACAAUCUGACUGCUGGGGUGGCUCAGUUUAGUAAUGCACCUACCUCUUUGUGAGACUGUCUCCCAACUGCAGAGUAUUUGGACAUUACCACACCAAUGUUGCUACACACAAAUUAGUCACUGUGUUUCUGACAUCUUACAAGAUGCAAAGUGGGCUACAGUGCAGUGGCAGUGUCCCCAUCUCCAGGUAAAGAGACCCAAGUUCAAAAGGUGUGAAAUAAGAAUCUGUGAACAGAUUGAUUAGAAAAUCAUUACAAGAUGCAAAGUGCAGUGGGAUGUCCUGCAAUAAUAAAACUUGCUACAUCAAUGCAUUGUUUUUUCUAUUUGGAAGAUACCUUUUUCUGAAUAAAAUUGUGGCUAACAAUAUCUCACACUGACUAAGAGGGAGGUUCAGUUUUUCUCUGAUGGUUUCAACCUCACUGCCUCUCACUCUGCAGAUCCUUUGCAGCAGCUUUAGGAACGGAGGUGAGGAGGAAAUCUAUUUUGAAAUGUGUCACUUUUGAUCACAGUGGGGUGUUGCUAGCCAAUUCACUGGGCCCUGUGCUCUAUUGAUCAAGUCUGAAUUUGUAAGAGAACCGAUACCUGCAUCUGAAACAGUACAAUAAAAGAGGUUUUCCUCAACAA
This is a messenger RNA of Stegostoma tigrinum, 6509 nucleotides long. RefSeq names its product reticulon-1-A-like. NCBI's taxonomy places the organism in Eukaryota, Metazoa, Chordata, Chondrichthyes, Orectolobiformes, Stegostomatidae. Bases 431 to 2086 code for a protein of 551 amino acids. The record is from RefSeq and is a predicted model, not a curated record. The transcript is spliced from 10 exons.